GGCCCGCAGCAGCCGUUCGGCGUAGCAGGGCGAGAAGGGGGCGGAGCCCGCCGCGUGCCCGGAAGCGCUCAAUUCCCUCUGCUGCCUUGAUGUGGCGCGUGCGAAGAGCUAAGAGCGCGCGGCCCAGGGGUGUCUCGUUGGUAGCUGGGUCCUUUCCCCCACCUGGCCCCUCCCCGGCCGCCGCCGUGAGUUGCGCGAGGCAAAACGAGAGCGAGUCCGUAAGGGCCGGUCUCGCAGCCGCCAUCUUGGCCCGGGCCUAAGGCUCCGCCCCGCGUCUCGCCGGUACUCUGAGAGAGCGGAACUGGAAGAGGGGGGCGUGGCCAGGCUGCUCCUCUGAAUAGCGCCGCCGCAGUUAUCUUGCGAGUCGGAAGUUGAAGUUCUAGAUUCUGGAACUCGGGUACUUGCACAGUCGCAGAAGAUAUGGCGAGAAUGGUAUUUAUCUGUGUGAAAGUAAGAGGCGCGUGCGGUGCAUGCUGGGAUAUGUAGUCGGCGCCAAGCUUUGUGCAGUUUAGGUGGGUGAGAAACUCCUCCCAGGGCCGAAGAGUGAGCUGUUGCUCCUAGAAUCAGACGCCCCGCUGUGGUGUCUUAGUGCUGCCUUUGCUCCCCAAUGUGACUUAGCUACUUCGCUCCCGGAACGUCCUUGUCAGCGACGUUCAGAUUGUCUUGACAACUCUCAAGCGAGGUGAUUGAUCAAUGGCCCCGAAAACCACACUGACCGACUUGCAGAACCCCAAGGCGUUUUAAAAGUGCUAAGUUCCCAGCAGAAAGGUCUCGCUAAGCGAAUGAAAGAGUUAAACCUACCGGGAAAGUUCGCUCCUGCUUCCUAGAGUCUCUCGAGCUUGGAGACCUUUCCGUUUCCGGUGCUAGCCUCCAAGCCUCCAGUGCCCCUUUCUCCAACUGUGCUGAUGAGUUAGACGGGUGACAUUUAGGAAACCGAGCGCUUUUCGGUCGCAAUGGAGAUGACCAGGGAGAAUCUAGAUGGGGCGAAGCUGCUGGAGAACCCGACAUCAAAAUUCCCGAGAGCCCCCAGGUCGCCCCUGGAUCGCGAGGCCAUGCUACAUGAGCGCCCCCUCCUGGCGCGGCCGGAACAACCAGCCCCCGAGGAAAAAUUGCUGGACCUGCAGUACUUAUGUAGGUCAGGCUCUGGCCCCCAGGAAGAAGCCAGUGAUCCUGCAGGUCCCAAAGCUUUCAAGUGCAGGAAUUGUGGGCUGGCUGUACCCAGCCUCUCUGACCUCAUUCACCAUCAAAGCAGCCAUGGGUGUGACCGACCUUACAGCUGUCCAGAGUGUGACAAAAGCUUCCGGCGUGGCUCAGAUCUGGUUAAGCAUUACAGAGUUCACACCGGUGAAAAACCAUACCCCUGCCCAGAAUGUGGUCGUUGCUUCAGCCUCAGCUCUAAUCUCACUAAACACCGGCGUUCUCACUCAGGUCUCCGGCCUCAUAAGUGCAUGGAGUGCGGAGAGGCCUUUGGUCGCAGUGCAGACCUAGCAAAACACCAGCGGGUACACACUGGGGAAAAGCCCUAUGCUUGUGCUGAGUGUGGUAAGACUUUCAGGGUUAGCUCCAACCUGAUCCAGCACCAGCGUACUCACACUGGUGAGAAACCCUACCGAUGUGGACUCUGUGGCAAGAGUUUCAGCCUGAGCUCUAACCUUUUACAGCACCAGCGCUGUCACACAGGUGAGAAACCCUACUUCUGUGCCUGGUGUGGAGACAGCUUUGGGCGCAGUUCCUAUCUGCUGGAACACCAGCGUUCACACACGGGUGAGAAGCCCUACAAUUGCUGUGAGUGUGGCAAGAACUUCACCAACAGUUCAAACUGCCUAAGGCACCAGCGCACUCACAAUGGAGAACCACCCUUCAGGUGUCUUGAAUGUGGACGUGGCUUUAGUGAGAUCACCAUGUUCACUGAACACCAGCGCAUCCACUUGAGCAAGUGACCUUUACAGAAUGUGGCAGAUAUCUUACCCUGCAGCUCCAUCAACGUUCACACAUGGGCAAGAAACCCUAGAAGUUUCCUGAUUGCAGCUAGUAUUUUGUGGACAACACCAGCAUAUGCACACAGGCAAAAUCCUUACAUUUGCAGGAAGUUUGCCAAGAGCUUCAGUCAGAUUUCCCACUUGCUAUUCUACCAAGUGACCCACAUUAGCAAGAACAUCUCCAUCUGCCCAUAAUAUGGCAAAGCCUUUGCCUAUAACUCUUAACCUUGUCUAGCAUCAAUGGAUGUUCCAAAAUGAGAGCUUCUGCAGUUAUCCCUGGCUUCAAUUUUAGUCCAAACUUUGUCUCUGUUUUUUGUUCAGUCCUGAGAAGCCUGAAGGGACCAGGUUUUUUGUUUUUGUUUGUUUGUUUGUUUUUUAGCAGACCUCUUUUCUGCAUCCCUAAGGUGACUUAAGUAAUAGGGCUCACAAAUGGCAUCUGGGUUGAGUAGCCAUAGGCCAGACAAACAGCACUACAGCUCUGUCUACCUUCAGAGAAACAAGAUUUAAACAAACACACACACAAGUCCUGUUCUCUGAGAUUUCAUUCAGAAUCUCCAUUAGCUAGAGGGAAGUUUUUAGGUGCUCAAAACCACAUAGCUCUUGCCUCAGCUGGAGAUAGGCUAACCAUAACAAAAGCAACAACUACUUUUUCUCUGGAGGAAGAGGAUUAUAAGCAAGGCAAAGUCCAUGUGAGGACUACAGUAGCCAGAGGUUGGAGGACCAGGGGGGUUGAUAAAAGGAUAUGUUCUAGCAAAAGGACUGGAGAAUUUGACCUUGGGAUUGUUACAUAAACUCUGGGUAUAGGAUCUCAUUUAACAAACUCUUCACCACUGAUUAACUGUCUUUGCUGUUUACACUAGGGUGGUGGAGACUAAGGUAGAAACAAAGAAACAGACGUUGAGUUCAGGAUACUUUAUGGUAUUUCUAGGCAGGGGCAAAGGCCCAAGAUUUGUCAUCUGGUUCUUUUCUAGUCUUCAAUCCCUUUCCUUAAAAAUCCUCCUGACCUCCUCACCCUCCUUUCCUUACUCUCAUCAGUGGAAGAGUAGUGACGACUUCUGGACUUUGGAGAUUCAGUGUGGCCUUCUUGUCUGAUAUAGAAGAGGUUGCCCACACAUGUACUUCUGCUAGCAUUAUACAUGGGAGUCACGAGGUUUCCCAGAGCACCACAUAGUCUUUGAUCCUAGCAGAGUCUGAGCAAUGAGGGACUGCUUGUUUUCCCGAGAUGUGCACUUGUGUGCACCACAUGCAUACAAGUGUCUCCUCAACCUUUUGUGACAGUCCAUUCAUCCUUAACUGCAGACUCCAGGCCCCCUGCCCCCCAAUUUUGCUGCCAUUUAUCAAGCUUGCUGUAUCUAGAACUGUGUCUAUAUAGAGUAAGAGGCUAAAAGAGGAAGAGUAUCAGGUUAACCAGCCUCAGUUUCUAAGUGACUAGGUUUGUCUCUAGUUGUGUGACUCAUUAUUUUUUUCUGGCUCUUAGUUUCUUCAUCUGUGAAAUGUGCAGUCUACCUCACCAGGCUGUAAAUAUUCCAUGGAUAUACCUACUUUCAUGAAAUCCCUGGUUAGGGGAAUGGCUUAGUAAGCCUCAGUUCUCAAAUCUGGAAUCCUGCUGAUUGUAUCAUUCAGAAAGCAUCAUGACAAUUCAUGGAUCACCUUCUAAGAUUGUAGAAAUGAACUAGACACUCCUGGAGUAGCCUAUUUCCCAAUAAAGGCAAUGGGACAGUAAUAACAGUAAAUGAUGCUGGCAUUGGAGAUAGGUUGUCACCUGGAGUAAAUCUGAAAGGCAUGACCUAGGUGAUACCUCGUGAACAGCUCUGGCUCUUUAAACUGUGUAAGGGAACCUUACUCCAAGCAGGAGUAAGUAAGUAAAUAAAUUCUUGAUGUGUUUCCAUCAACAGUACUUCAAAGAACACAACCUGGGGGCGGGUGUUGAGUUGAAUAUCUGAUCAUAGCAGAUACAUAGUUGGCACUCAAUAAGUAGUUGUUAUGGUUUGGUUCUGUUUAUACUGCUUACUAUUUGGCCUUUGGCUCUGUUACAUUCAGUGAGUGGUAUGCCCAUACCUGCAUAUAUGUGUUAGGCAUAUCGCACAGGUUAGCAUUAAAGCCAAAUCUCCUGGGGGAACUGAAAGCUAACUUGUCACAUUAUAUAGUAGGUAUCUCUGGACCUAUUCUCUAAUUGCAGGGAAAACAAUAGCAACAGCAACAAACUUUCAGGCUGAACCUAGAAAUAGGUCUCAAAAGUAGGAGGAAUAGGCUUGAUCCAACAGAUAACAUUACUUAAGCAUUCGACCAGCUUUAGGCCAGAAAUGCCAAACAUUUGUCUAGCCAUGUCUAUGUUUGUUUAAACUGAUGGAAAAUUUCAAUCAAAUUGUACAUUCAAAUUUAGAUUUCUACUUUUCUGUUUAUGUAAUUGAAGAGAAGAUUCACCGAUGUUUGAUCCUUUUUCUUUUUAGGAUUUAUUCAUUUGUAUUUAUGUGUUCUGCCUAUGUAAACUUGUGUGCACCAUGUGUAUAUGGAUGUCUCUGGUGGCCAGAGGGGAUUGGAUUCCCUGGAACUGGAAUUACAAGCAUUGGUAGCCUGAUGUUGAUGCUGGGGACCAACCUCAAGUCCUUUGCUAGAGUUGUAGGCAUUCUUAAUUGCCAACCCAACAUAAGAUCUUUAGAGCAAUGGUUUGUUCAGUAGUGGCUAUUCCAUCAUUCCUAUUGUAUUUCCGACUCAACACAAGGACUUCUUAUUACUCAUCUGACCCUGCAGAAGCCACUGGGGCUUAUAAUACCCAAACACUAUCAUGAAUAAGGACUCUUCACAGAAUGAAACCAAAAUGUCCCUUUACCCAUUUGUAUCCUCACCCUACUAAUUUUCUUUCUUCCCAUUCCCUAACACUGCUCAGUGACUGACUUGUCAUCCUCUGAGUCUGCCCAUCUCCCUGCAUACCUUCCCACCCAGGUUAUCACCCCUUAAAGCUUCCUUCUCUUUCUGAAAGAGGAC
Arvicanthis niloticus (Nile rat) is the source of this 4964-nucleotide messenger RNA. RefSeq lists its product as uncharacterized. Gene Ontology annotation, biological process: regulation of transcription by RNA polymerase II. NCBI's taxonomy places the organism in Eukaryota, Metazoa, Chordata, Mammalia, Rodentia, Muridae. The record is from RefSeq and is a predicted model, not a curated record. Gene Ontology annotation, molecular function: DNA-binding transcription factor activity, RNA polymerase II-specific. Gene Ontology annotation, cellular component: nucleus.